Molecule: messenger RNA, 2400 nt
Organism: Priapulus caudatus
Lineage: Eukaryota; Metazoa; Priapulida; Priapulimorpha; Priapulimorphida; Priapulidae
Exons: 3
Coding region: 295-2055 (586 amino acids)
Molecular function (GO): zinc ion binding
Source: RefSeq, a predicted model, not a curated record
GGAGGUGGGCCGGUCAAGACAGAGAUCGACCUAAUAACAGACAAAACAAUUCAGAUAAACGAGGAGCGAGAAUCGUGGAGCGAGAUUCCGGGAGCGGAUACUCAUGGUCGGCGUGAUGUCACAGUCACGUGAUUGUGCUUAGUUACGCGACGCGCCUGGUGGCGAAGGGGAAAACAAAGGCCGCUGCAUGCAUGAUUACACACGUAGCGUUGGUAAACAUUCUAUCUUUGUGAAACAUACUUGGUCAUCCCUCGCUUAGUUUUGGUUGAGUUAUUGAACAUCCUACUGUUUGCAAUGUCCUAUCAGUAUACAGAAGGUUUGCCAGGUGAGGCAUUGGCCAGAUAUCGAGCAAAACUUCAGUUAGUGGGGCUUGAUUCUUGUCCAUACCAGCACCCUGCUGACUCGUGGAGUGUCAACCCGAACGAAUGGCCUAGAGUGGAGUACCCAGACGUUUACACAUACCUUGUCAGGACACCAGGAGUGUUCACGCAAGAGGCCAUGAAGAACUACCGCUCACUUGAUGCUCACAAGUUCUUCGUCUCUGGGUGGGUUCAGACUGUCUUGCACAAAAAAGUUGGAGGCAACCAUGUCCUGUUUAAAGCUGACGUCAAGCCAUCAUGGAGGGUGACAGAGGAGCCGCAUCAUCCUUGGGUUGCAGUUAAAACAGACGGUGCAGUUGUCACAGCGCAUUGUGACUGCAUGGCUGGACUCGGAGAAAGCUGCUCCCACGUCGGCGCCUUACUUCUGAAGGUCGAAGCAGCCGUGAGGUUAGGGUACACGAGUUCAGCCUGCACGGAUGAAAUAUGCCAGUGGAAUGCUUGCUUUGUGUCGAAGGUGACAGGCGCUCCUGUUAGUGAAAUCAAUUUCUAUACAGAGAAGGCCAAGGAGAGGCUCCACAAGUCUAAGUGCAAGGCAAAAGAAGAGCCAUCACCAUCUACGGAGCAAGAACGAGAUCAUUUUAUGAGCUCCAUUGCUGACUCUGGUGUAGUAGGACUAUCAGGCUUCACUAGCCACUCGGACAAAUUUGUGCCUACAACAGCAGCACCUAGCACAGACAAAUUGCCUCAAACUCUGCGGAAGCUCUAUGAUGUGAAGCACAGUGAACUGUGCGAAGCUGAAUUCAAGGAGCUGUGCAGAACGAAGGGUGAUUUGCACAUCACUCUCGCCCAAGUGCGGUACGUCGAGGAGGUAACACGUGCUCAGGCAUCCUCACUCGUCUGGCAUGAUCAACGCGCCGGCAGAAUCAUAUCAUCAACAGCACUGCACACCAGCACAUCUCGUCCAGCACCGUCACUCGUCAAGAAAAUUUGCACUGCACAGCCAGUCCCACUUCGUGCUCCAGCUGUUCAGUGGGGGAGAGAACAUGAGGACACUGCAUUUCAACAGUACACAUCAUCACACAGAGGAUCACACACACGUUGCACUACAUCGAAGGCAGGAUUCACCAUAGCACAAACACAUCCAUUCCUUGGAGCAUCGCCCGAUGGAAUUGUUAAUUGUAGCUGUUGUGGUGAAGGCCUUAUUGAAAUUAAGUGCCCGUACAUCUAUCGGGAUGUAACCGUCGCCGAUGCGACUGAGGAUAGCAAGUUUUGUUUGGGUGCAGACAUGAAAAUUAAAGUAAACCACCCUUACUAUACACAGAUGCAAAUGCAGAUGUUUGUAACGAAUAUGAUUUAUUGCGACCUGGUUGUGUGGACAACAUUGUCAUGCCAUGUAGAGCGGGUAGACCGGGAUGAGGACUUCAUCAAUGCGAUGGUGGUCAAGCUAGCAGACAUUUGGCAGUCGGCUAUUAUGCCCGAGUUACUAACUCGAGCUCUAGAACUACAUCUCAACCUUCCAGGACCGUCAACUUUGGUUCAGCCCCAGACCAACCAAAUACUGUUCUGUAUUUGCCGCAGUCCGGAUGUGUCGGACGACAUGGUGGCAUGCGACAGCUGCGAUGAAUGGUUUCACCUAAAGUGCUUAAAACUAUCCCGCCUCCCAAAAGCAAAUAAAUGGUAUUGUAAAAACUGUAAGGUGAUACACAAGAAAGGUGGUAAAGGGAAAGCAGUGUGAUUUAACAUUUUUGGAACGGAAUCGGGCCGGGACUUGGUUAAGUCAUAGUAUACGAUUCUAUAGUAUCAUCAAUGUAGCCGAAGGCAGCUAUUUCGCGAGUGACUAUAUUAGUUACGUUAAUUGUGCUGUUGUGUGCUUGUGCUUAUGUGUGCAUCAUAUAAGCAAGCUCGUAGUUAAUGUACAACUGAUAUGCUGAACACUCAUAGGAACGUGUGUAAAUUUGGAUGUAGUUCACAACUUGUUAUAAUAAUAAUUUCAUGACUUUAUGACGUGUAUGAAACUGUAGCGUAUGUUUGGCAGUAUGAGCGUGAGAUUUGUAAAUAAUAACAAUACGGCUGAACGCAA